CGGCUCGGCCCGGCCGCCGCCUGCGCCUUUAAGGUGCUCGGGAGGGCCUGCGCCUUUAAGAGGCGCCGUUGUCGGCUCGGCCCGGCCGCCGCCUGCGCCUUUAAGAGGCGGCCUGCUCGGCGCGGCCCGGCCGCCCCAUCGCGAUGAGGAUCAGCGUUAAACUUCUGCACGGAGUCGAGUGCGGCCUUGAGGUUCCUGAAGACGAAGCGGUUUCUGCCUUGAAGGUGCUGAUCGAGCAGGAACUGAAGAUACCCAGGAUCCAGCAGCGGCUACUGUACAAGGGCAAGGCACUGUCAGACGAACACCGGCUGACGGAUUACGGUGUGCACACAGGUGCCAAGCUGAACCUUGGUGAGUGAAGCCGGCCGACCGGCCCUCGCCCGAGGGGACUGCCCAAACCGGGCGCCCCCCAGGCCUGGCAGCAGGUGGCCCGUGUCCUGGAGAGGCACUUCACCCCGGCUGAUGCCGAGAAGGUCCCUGAGCAGCUACAGAAGGAUUACGAGAGGAAACUGCGCCUGUUGAGCCUGGAUGAUGUGGAGCGGAUCUCCACGCGCCUCCUCCAUCCUGACACUGCUGAGACAAUGGACCUUUCCUUCAUGGAGUGAGGGAGCCUCCUCCCCCGCACCCCCCUCCUCACCAGCCCAUCGCCACACCCCGGGUCACUCCACUCUCCUCCUGGCCUGGGAAACAGCCCACCCCCACCUCACUGCAGAAUGUCUUGCUUUGAACUGCUCACAACUGCUGGGAUGAAAACGUAGUGACUGUGAAAAUUAAAGGAAUAAUUCCAA
Molecule: messenger RNA, 788 nt
Organism: Hypanus sabinus (Atlantic stingray)
Lineage: Eukaryota; Metazoa; Chordata; Chondrichthyes; Myliobatiformes; Dasyatidae
Gene: ubl4a
Product: ubiquitin like 4A
Biological process (GO): post-translational protein targeting to endoplasmic reticulum membrane
Molecular function (GO): protein binding
Source: RefSeq, a predicted model, not a curated record